AUGGACAGGAAAAGCCAGUCACUGAAGAAGUUAGAAGGUAUAAUAGGCAACGCCCAAGAUAUGAUCAAUUAUCUUAGUGCUGUCGAAAAAUAUGCGUGCUUGGUGAUGAUCGACUUCGGUGGUUUGACCACAAACAUCAAUGACUUGAUGGUCAUUGUGCGCAACCACGAUAGGCUCGAAAAAAUAAUCGUCGACCAGCUGCCUAUCAAGAAUGAAGUAAAAGUAUUUUGA
This is a messenger RNA of Rhizopus microsporus ATCC 52813, 231 nucleotides long. RefSeq lists its product as uncharacterized. Lineage: Eukaryota; Fungi; Mucoromycota; Mucoromycetes; Mucorales; Rhizopodaceae. The transcript is spliced from 3 exons. The record is from RefSeq and is a predicted model, not a curated record. The coding region runs from base 1 to 231 and encodes 76 amino acids.